ACCAUCACGGGCGCACACAGAUUGAAAACUCAUGUUGCCCUCAUUUCUUUCGUCCACUUCUAUCAGAUAUGAUUUGGUAUUAUUUACAUAUGAUGAUUUUAUUUUCUUAAAAGAGUUCCAGUAUCUGAGAAUUAUUGAAGAAAAAUCUCCCAGUUCUUUUCUUUCUUUUUUGGUUCAAACACUGUGCACUCAGCUAGCUAGGGCUUCACUAGUGAAAAGCAACUGGCCCCCAACAAGGGAAGAGAAGAUAGCUUGAGUUAGCCAUUGGAUGUCCGCGGUUGGCGAGGCUUGGUUGUUUUUUGCGCAGCUGCUUGGAUAUGCGUCCUUCCCUGAUUUUUCGAGCUCUGCUUUCCUACGGUUCCUGUAACUUUCACAUUUGACUCUGACUCGCUAACUACCGAAAAAGAAACCUCAACUCAUCCAUCUUUGACGAAGAAACUUUAUUAUUAGCUUUCAUCAUCUCUUUUGUACAGUUGCUGCUACUACUACUAUAUAUUUUGUCUGUGUUUCUUGGUCCUUUGCACCUGCACCCAACAACCUCUACAUUCAGCCUCACGUACUGAAAGGAAGUUGCAUAAGGUUUGAUCAAUUUACAGGCAUGUAAAUUAGACUCGCUAAGAGAUAAAACAGUGUUCUCCAUAAAAAAAAAAUGGUUCUCGGGCUUAGAUCAAAGAACCGAAAAGGUACCUCAGUGCAGGUUGAUUACACCAUUCAUGUACAAGAAAUCAAGCCUUGGCCCCCAUCACAGUCUCUUAAAUCUGUUCAGUCCUUGUUGCUUCAAUGGGAAAAUGGUGAUCAGAGUUCUGGUUCUUUCACUUCUAAUGUUGGAGAUGGGAAAGUUGAAUUUAUCGAGUCUUUUAGGCUUUCGGCUACUUUAUGUAAGGAAGUGUCCAGAAAAGGCACUGCUCGAGACAGUUUCCUGAAGAACUACUUAGAGUUUAACUUUUAUGAAUCUCGAAAGGACAAGGCAAUGAAAGGUCAACUCCUGGGAUCUGCAGUCAUAAACCUUGCAGAUUAUGGAAUCAUCAUGGAUGCUGUAACCAUAAAUGCCCCAAUUAAUUUCAAGAAAUCUUCUAGGAGCACGGUGCCGGCAGUUCUUUAUGUAUAUAUUCAGCCAUUUGACAGAGAUAAGUCCACCUUGUCAAAAGAAGUGUCACUGGACAAGGAUGGAAGUGAAACUGUUUCAGAAGUGGCAAAUGAAGGGAAUGACAAUGAAGUUGAGAUUGCCUCAUUCACUGAUGAUGACGAUGUUUCCUCACAUUCAUCACUGACUGUAUCCUCUUCUGCAUUAGAGUCUAUUGGAGGUUCUCCAGGUCAAUCUCACAAGAAGGGAUCACGGACAGCAAACAGUGGCACAAGAAGGAUCGAUGAGGAGCCUGCAUUACCCUCAGGUGUAGCACCUUCAAACCCAGAUGUGAACUCAGCAUCUCAAGGAUUUAAACAUCCGAAUGGAGCAGCUUCUCCUUCAUUGCCUACAGACAUGCCUGCUAAUCUGCUAAAUCCUGUAAAUAAUCUUGCAGAAACUAAUAUGUUGUCAGAUGACUGUAGUCAGGUGAAGGACUCAAAUUGUGUAAGCUUGGAAGAGUCUCAUUCUAAGCAAGGUGCUGAUAGAAAAGCCUGGAGACAUGAAACAAGUGGACCAGAGAAUCCUACAACUAAUAAUUUAAAUGGUGAUCUUAUGGAUGGGAAAGAGAAAAAUGAGCUGGAUGACAAGGAACGGGGUUCAGUUAUUUUAGAGGUAGAGAAACCUUCUCUGGAGGAAAAAUUACCUGGUCAAUUACCUGAAGAUGCGUCAAAAAAGCAAGCCAAAUUAAGGAGCAAUACUCUUGCACUCAACAGAACAGCGAUUGGAUUGCAGGGUACCCGUAGAAAUAAACUGAAGCACCUGAAGUCUGUUCAAUUACAGUUUCACUCAGUUGAAGACGAUGAUCCCUUCAUCAAUAGAAAAUUGAUAGAGAAGCCAAAGAAGAUUAAUGUUUCUGAAAAUGUUAAUAAAGGGGUCAAGGGUUAUGAACACAGUGAAAGGGAAAAAUCAAGAAAAGGCUUCUCUGACAAUGAAGUUGAAUCAAAUUCUGAAGUUGAAAUACUUGAGGAAGAGUUAAGUGGAGCUGCUGCUGAGGAUGAUCUUGCUGAGCAAGGAAACUCCACAAAAAAGUUCCAGCUAAUGGAGAAGGAAAAGAAAAUUGAUCUUCCUGAAAAUUUAAAUAAAGUUGACAUGAGUUAUACACCAAGUAAAAAGGAAGAACAAACAGAAAGCAACUUUUCUGGAAACAAAGUUGAACUGCAGUUGAAAGUUGAAAUGCUUGAGGAAGAACUGAUGGAAGCUGCGACUGUUGAGGUUGGCCUUUACUCAGUUGUUGCCGAGCAUGGAAGUUCUAUAAACAAGGUCCUAGCUCCAGCAAGGCGCCUUUCAAGGUUCUAUCUUCAUGCUUGCAAGGCAAUUUCCUGGGUCAAGAGGGCAAAUUCAGCUAGAGCUAUUAUCUCAGGAUUAAUUUUGGUUUCUAAAGCAUGUGGAAAUGAUGUUCCAAGGUUAACUUUCUGGUUGUCAAAUUCAAUUGUGCUAAGAGCAAUUGUAACCCAGGAUGUUGAGAAGUUGCAGCUUGCUUCGGUACCAUCCAUCAUUAACAAUGGUGGUCCAAAGGGCAGGCAUGAAUCCUCUCCUAGUGAAGUAGAGAAAACUGAUCGAACAGAAAGUUCUGACGAGUGGGCAGAACCUCAGCCAUGUAUAGCAGCAUUAAAGAAGGUCGAAGCUUGGAUCUUCUCCCGAAUUGUUGAGUCAGUUUGGUGGCAGACUCUGACACCACAUAUGCAGUCCACAGCUGUGAAGAGCUCACACUCAAGGAAGACCAAUGCUAGGAGGCAUGGAUUGGGUGAUCACGAACAGGACAAUUUUGCUAUUGAUUUAUGGAAGAAGGCUUUCAGGGAUGCAUGUGAAAGGCUUUGUCCGGUUCGAGCUGGGGGGCAUGAAUGUGGUUGCUUGCCUGUGCUGUCUAGAUUGGUAAUGGAACAGUUGGUGGGUAGACUAGAUGUGGCCAUGUUCAAUGCUAUACUUCGGGAAUCAGCUGAAGAGAUGCCAACAGAUCCUGUUUCUGACCCAAUCAGUGAUCCUAAGGUUCUUCCAAUCCCAGCUGGAAAUUCAAGCUUUGGGGCUGGUGCACAAUUGAAAAAUGCUGUUGGAAAUUGGUCCAGAUGGCUCACAGAUUUAUUCGGUAUUGAUGAUAAUGACUCUCCAGAAGAGAAGGAUGAACUUGAUAGCAACAGGCGUGAAUGUGAGACAUCCUUCAAGGCUUUCCAACUCCUGAAUGCCUUGAGUGAUCUCAUGAUGCUUCCAUUUGAAAUGCUCGGAGAUAGGUCAACUAGAAAAGAGGUAUGCCCUACAUUUGGCGUGCCAAUAAUCAAGAUGGUUCUUGACAAUUUUGUCCCAGACGAAUUCAACCCUGACCCUGUCCCAGAGACGAUUCUUGAGGCCUUGGAUUCUGAGGAUCUUGCUGAUUCUGGGGAGGAGUCUAUCACAAACUUCCCAUGUAUUGCAGCUCCCACAAUCUACUCACCACCUCCUGCAGCAUCACUAACAAAUAUAAUAGGAGAGGUGGGAGGCCAAACUCUGCAGAGGAGCAGAUCAGCAAUGCUUAGAAAGUCAUACGCUAGUGAUGAUGAGCUUGAUGAGCUGGAUUCACCCAUGACUUCCAUCAUUGACAACUCCAAGGUUUCUCCUACAUCUACAGCAUGGAAUUGGAUGCAAAAGGGAAAGGCAGGCCGGAAAGUUGUUAGAUAUCAACUCCUCCGGGAGGUAUGGAAGGAUGGUGAAUAGUCUUAUUCAUUUCUCUUUCACAUGCAUAUGUAUAUACAUGUAUGGAUUUUGUGUAGGUUGGUUUAAUUUUAACACCCGUGCAUUUUGUAUUUUGAUUUCAUUAGAGCAUACAAUAAUCGAUUAUUAUAUGACCUGAUUAUCUUUUGAGUUUUCA
Molecule: messenger RNA, 3965 nt
Organism: Populus nigra (black poplar)
Lineage: Eukaryota; Viridiplantae; Streptophyta; Magnoliopsida; Malpighiales; Salicaceae
Exons: 9
Coding region: 650-3811 (1053 amino acids)
Cellular component (GO): nuclear pore
Source: RefSeq, a predicted model, not a curated record